Messenger RNA from Hypomesus transpacificus, 986 nucleotides. RefSeq names its product cilia and flagella associated protein 77 (gene cfap77). The transcript is spliced from 6 exons. NCBI's taxonomy places the organism in Eukaryota, Metazoa, Chordata, Actinopteri, Osmeriformes, Osmeridae. The coding region runs from base 7 to 729 and encodes 240 amino acids. The record is from RefSeq and is a predicted model, not a curated record.
AAAGAGAUGCAAGCUGCUCACAUUGGGGUGGUUCGGGACGCCAUGCUACCAGCUAACCCGCUGUUAAUCAAGCCAUCACUGGGAAAGACCAAGGCCAGAGGGUUGCUGUAUCAAGGACCAGACUUUGUGUAUGGAACAUCCACAAACAUCCAAGAUGGAGGAGUAUCAGAGGCCCUAUCACGCUGGCAUGUCCACUCUCUACCCAGUGGGAGUUCAAGGGCCCAUGUCCACAGGAUGGGUUUGGACAUUGUUGACCUAAACCGGGAGGGGGUGAAGUUGGGUCUGGUGUCGGCAAAGGAACAUUACCAUUACCAGGCCACCCAGUUCUGCAGGCGGUGUGUGCCAGCACCUGGCCCCCGGAGGCCCCCACCCACCCGCUUCCCCCUUGACACCACCUUUGGCAUCUCCACACGUCCAUCAACCCCCAUCGGUGUAUUGCUGGAGCACCAGCAUGUCCAGCACUGGCAGGCGGAGCAGCAUGUCAAGCAAAGAUCCCUUCAGGGACAGUACCUAAACCAGGCCAAGCUGUGCUGUAUUCAGGACACCAGGACUUCUCUGCUGAGGAAGAACCGGCCUCUUCCUGAAACCAUGCCCCUCUGGAAACUCCCCCACCUCCAAAAGGUGGGUCCAGCUCUGAGCACCUUUCGGGACACAGAUACCACACAGAAGGCCUUCAAUGCCCAGUUCUCAGGAGAGGGACGCUGGGUGGGAACUAACACAAUAGUGUAGACCGGCUUGCCCACAGCUAGGGUGGGGAGCGGGGUGUAAGUUCAGGCACGAGAUAUACUCACAUUCUCACAUGAGAAAAUCUACUUUCAAAAUAAAUUGGUAACAUGAUUAUGAAAUCUUACUGUGUUGGCAAUAUGCUUGUGAGUAAAAAAGCAGACUGUUUCUCUUCCUUGUCACCAGCAAUACAACUGUGACCGUUCAUUUUACCGUACCUUGUGAUAGCAAAUAAAUUAUUCCCGGUGACAAACAACCUUGUA